GCUCCUACCCUCAUCUAAAGUUACGAUUGUUGAAAUACCGGAUCCUUCUGGGCCACCUACCUAGAUAUAUGGUAUGGACUGAUAAUUUCAAGAGCACUCGCAAUGCUGCUCUAUCCUAUAUUCGAAAGGAAUCCUUGGACAUCUACAACCGCCUCCACUCAAUUGACGAAGAUAUAACUUUUGUCAACCAAAUUCUGCCAAUUCUCCCGAAUUUACGAUGCGGCGCAUGGUACACGGACCCCAGCACUUCAACAUCCAUCCCCGCCUACUUCAAGUCCACCGAUGGCCAUUUUUCAAACUGGAGCUUCAACUUGAGACGUCCAAACUUGCACCUACUGGCGUUAGUGGAGGAGCAGAAAGGGAUGAUCCUUGUCGAUUCUACAAGAGCAGGAAAGAAAAUUCCCGAUGCACUGUCCAAGACGGUUCCCAUCUGGUGCGCAGUUGUCAACCGAGCUAUGCGAAUCCGGCAUCCGGAAAUCACUACCGACUGGGAUACGAAUCUUUACACCCCACCUUCAACCGUCAGUAGUCAAGAGCACGACCAGAUUGUCCCAUUGCUAGAUGGUUGGGCAGAGGCGCUUGCUAAAUCAUCUUAUGCUCUCCCCCAGCUCCAAUAUCCGCUCCGCCCAAUGUGGAUCACACCUUCAACCUCAUCAUUCCCUCAAAUUGGCUCAGAUGCCGGUUUCUACCCUAUCAUAUGCGUAUCCGCGUCGAAGCAGGUUGAAGACGGCCUAGAGCGCCGGUCAAGCGGGUUCUCAUACAUCCAAGGGUCUGGUGACGACCAUGAAGCCUGGGGGAUGGGUUUGGUCCCGGACAUCUUCUGGAGCCAUAAAGCAGAACUAUUAUUAUCCAGCCAAACAGAGCUCCAAAGUCUCGUUACCUCCAUAGUUGCAGCAUCACCUACUCAAAUGGGGGAACCUCCGACGAUCCUUACAAAGGUUGGUUCUCGUCUUGCGAUAUGCCAAAACUCGGGAUUGCCUAGCCCUUCCCUCGGAGACGAUUUCGUGUAUCUCGUUCUUAGCGAGGAUGAUAUCCAUAUCGGGGGCGGCCUGCAAGUCAAGCGGAUCAAAACUUUACCAGGCAAGAAAGGGCAGAAUCAGUUCUUGAGCACCGUGCUUCCUCAGGCCAUGUCGUUCGUUCAGUCCGCGUUGGCCGAGGGGCGUUCGGUCUGUGUAUCUUGUGACACAGGCAAGGAUGUCAGCGUGGGUGUAGUCGUCACAGCGCUGCAAAUGUUCUUCGAUGACAAUGGGCAUUUUGCUAUAACAAGGGGUCCGCGAAAAGUUGACAAACACUCUAUUCGUACACGACUAGAGUGGAUUAUUUCCGAACGACCUCAAGCGAAUCCAUCCCGGAGUACUCUAAAGAGGGUCAACGAGUUCCUCCUUUCGCCAGAGGUUACAGGUAGGCAUCUCACCCUCUCAGAGACGGUCUAACAAUGGCCGUGGAAUAAUCUUGUGCAAUGACACUCAAUCUGGGCUUCCUGUCCACGCUGAGAAAGAUGACCCGGGAAAAUGACCAGCGCCGUCCUGAAACGAAAUGAAGUACGGUAGAACUACUUUGUGCGCGUGCAAUAUUUGUAGACAAUGCAUUCCCCUGGCAUUUGCGUUCAAUUGCGUUGCAAAGUGUUUGAUUUACAUAACAUUCCAAACUGGUCAUUUGAAACACAAUCAUACAAGGGUAUUGAGGAUAAACGAGAGACCCCAGAUAAAACGACCUAGACUCUAGAGCU
Desarmillaria tabescens is the source of this 1729-nucleotide messenger RNA. Its product is annotated as initiator tRNA phosphoribosyl transferase. Gene Ontology annotation, biological process: charged-tRNA amino acid modification. Gene Ontology annotation, cellular component: cytoplasm. Gene Ontology annotation, molecular function: tRNA adenosine(64)-2'-O-ribosylphosphate transferase activity. The record is from RefSeq and is a predicted model, not a curated record. NCBI's taxonomy places the organism in Eukaryota, Fungi, Basidiomycota, Agaricomycetes, Agaricales, Physalacriaceae. Bases 69 to 1433 code for a protein of 454 amino acids. The transcript is spliced from 8 exons.